Messenger RNA from Mucor mucedo, 1051 nucleotides. RefSeq lists its product as uncharacterized. The record is from RefSeq and is a predicted model, not a curated record. The annotation marks the transcript as partial. The transcript has a single exon. NCBI's taxonomy places the organism in Eukaryota, Fungi, Mucoromycota, Mucoromycetes, Mucorales, Mucoraceae.
AUGGUCCAGGAGGGCUAUCCUACCAGUGGUAACUACAUUCAAGAACUGAAGGACUUACGUGCUUCAAUUACCGAGCUCCAAGCUCUGAAGUUGGUAAUCCAACCUAGCGAUGCCACUACCAUCGUAUCUAAUCCUAUCGCUGCAGUCAAGAAUACCGACGAUCGUCAAGUCCCAUCCCAUGUACCCUAUUUUCAGUGGUCUGGAGCCGUAACCGAUACUACCAAGCCGGUUUUCCCUAGUUUCAAAGCUUGUAUGAAUCGUUUCGAGGAUGUGUUACAUGCCUAUCAAUUGGACCUGAACCAACAUGGACUUCGUUUACUGAUCAUUUGCCUCCCUACUGCCAUGAGAGAUUGGAUGCAAGCGGCCAUCCAGGGUAAGAAGAACCUUCCUUGGGAAGACUAUCGUGAGGCCCUAUCUUUGGAGUAUGGUGUCACCCAGGAUGCUGAACAAGAGGUCAACACCAAUGCUCUCCUCUUGGUACGUAUGGACCCUCAAGAGUCUAUCGAGUCUUUCAUUGAACAUUUUCAACGAUUGCACCGCCUUUCCGGUCUGACAGAUCCUUCGAUCCUCUGUACCAGGUUUAUCUCUGCUCUUCCUAUGAUACUUGCAGACCGUGUCACUCUGGCCUUGGCAACCGCUCCUAGGGACACAAAACGUAAUCUUACGUAUGUGAUGUCACUCACCAGAGACCUUAGCAAUCAAUUUGCUCACCGUGAUGCUGCCAACGAUGACGCCCGUCCUACUCCUAUGCCUUUGGGAAGUGCCGCCUCCAAAUACGCUCACAAUACUCCCAGGACGAACUUGAACCAUGCUGCCCGCCAUCAACGACGUGUUCGUGGACCCUCUUCCUCUGGUGCCAUGUACUGCUCUCAUCAUGGUACUUCUGGCCAUAACACCGCCGAUUGCCGUGCCACCAACAACAACAUGUCUCGUCCUACUCGUAAUUGUUACACCUGUGCCGCUGAGUGGACACCUAGCCAUCGUUGUCCUAAUGCUAGGAGUAGAAACAAUGUCCGUUUUUACUCAGCUCCCACCACAGCUCCCACUACUG